Messenger RNA from Bemisia tabaci, 2950 nucleotides. RefSeq names its product Protein disulfide-isomerase A6 homolog CaBP1 (gene CaBP1). NCBI's taxonomy places the organism in Eukaryota, Metazoa, Arthropoda, Insecta, Hemiptera, Aleyrodidae. Gene Ontology annotation, biological process: response to endoplasmic reticulum stress. Gene Ontology annotation, molecular function: protein-disulfide reductase activity; protein disulfide isomerase activity. Gene Ontology annotation, cellular component: endoplasmic reticulum lumen. The record is from RefSeq and is a predicted model, not a curated record.
UUUCAACACGAAAUUUUUUGUGUUUACGUUCAUGACUUGAAAAGGCAUGUGUGUCGGCGGCUCAGUAUAGUGCAAUAAUUUAUCGUGAUCUGAAAUAAAAUCUGUGUGCUUCAUCAUGAUCAGACUUUAAUCAGAUAGCUUGCCAAUUUUCAUCUCCACUCUCUAAAGUUCAACCUCAAACGAAAGCAAAGUUCAAACAGACAUCAUCAUCGUUCGCUCCUCUUGUCACUGCAUCGUCGUCUAGGUUUAGUUCUGCAUCAUGUAUCUACUCAUUUGUUUUGCGUUCCUUUUCAAGGCCGGUCAUGCCUUGUACCCUUCAAAUUCUGAUGUCAUUGAUUUAACUGAACGAAACUUUGAUGAACUUGUCACAAAAAGUGAUAGCUUGUGGAUUGUUGAAUUCUAUGCACCAUGGUGUGGACACUGUCAGCAGUUUGUCCCUGAAUAUGCCAAAGCAGCUAAAGCAUUAAAGGGUAUUGUUAAAGUAGGAGGAGUGGAUGCAGAUCAACACAAAGGCUUAGCUGCUAGAUUUUCUGUUCAAGGAUUUCCGACAGUAAAAAUUUUCGACAAAAAAUCCAGCCCAACAGACUAUCAAGGUGCCAGACAAGCCAGAGCUAUUGUCGAUCAAGCUUUAGAGACGUUGAAGAGCAAAGCAUACACUCAGUUGACUGGGAAGCCCUCAUCGGGAGGAAGUGGUGGAAAGACCAAGGGAAAUCCUGCUGAUGUGAUAGAACUGACCGAUGCCAAUUUUGAUAAGUUGGUACUCAACUCGGAAGAUAUCUGGCUCGUUGAAUUUUAUGCCCCAUGGUGUGGACAUUGCAAAAACCUUGCUCCUCACUGGGCUGAUGCUGCUACACAGCUAAAGGGAAAGGUUAAAUUAGGAGCUUUAGACGCAACUGUUCACCAGCGCAAAGCAAGUGAAUAUAAUGUUAGAGGUUAUCCAUCGAUCAAAUAUUUUGCUGGAGGUAAAAAAGACUCUUCCUCUGCUGAAGAUUACAGCGGAGGCCGCACAGCCUCUGACAUCGUAGCCUUUGCCCUUGAAAAACAUGCAGAAAAUGUUCCUGCGCCAGAACUUGUACAGGUCACAAGUACAUCUGUAGUCAAGAGCGCUUGUGAAGAGCAUCCUUUGUGCAUUGUUGCUGUUUUGCCACACAUAUUGGACUGUCAGUCGGAGUGCCGUAAUAAUUACAUCAAAAUGUUAACAAGUUUAGGUGAAAAGUUCAAGAAGAAGCUCUGGGGGUGGGUUUGGUCGGAGGCUGGUGCUCAGCCAGACUUAGAGGCAGCAUUAGAUAUUGGAGGAUUUGGCUAUCCUGCAUUAGCCGUUUUAAAUGCCAAAAAAAUGAAGUAUUCAAUUCUUAGAGGCUCUUUCUCUGAAUCGGGCAUCUCAGAAUUUCUCAGGGAUUUGUCCUUCGGACGUGGAACAACCGCUCCUGUGAAAGGUGCGAAGCUCCCAGACAUUAACUCAAUAGACCCUUGGGAUGGAAAAGAUGGAGAACUACCCCCAGAAGAAGAUAUAGAUCUUUCUGAUGUCGAACUUGAUGAUAUAAAACAAGAUCUGUGAGCUGUUAAUAUCUCAGAGUAAAUGUAUCAAAUGCCACUAAUAUUUGUCAAGUGCUUAACUCCCUGUUUUUGACCGUGUAAAAAGUUUGUGCAUUUGUAACCUACUUCUUAGUUCAAACGUGUAAAAAAUCAAGUCAUUAGGUUUUUUUGUCUAGUAGAGCUCCCGUUUUAAGUCUAAUUUGGACAUCACCAACUGAACACGAUCUAUCUACAUCAAGAGUUUUGAAAUAUGACCGAUCUCUACACUGUGGUGCUCAAGCCUACAUGUUCUUUUUUUUUCAGAAUUCCCACCCAGAUAGAUCGGGUUUACUUAGUCUUGUCCAUUCGUGAUCUUAAUAUUAUGUACCUCUCUUCACUUUUGUACUUGCUUUUGUCUAUUUUCAUACCGGAACUAAUUCAUAUUUUAAGUUAUUUGUAGAAAAUUUAUCCUGAUAAUGUGAUGUUUUAAUCCUUAGUUUAGUAAAAGCUUCCUUCAUUCCUACAAAGACCAUUUUCAAAGGAAUUUAGAAGCAAUGCAGACUGUAUGUAAGUGAUCGUACUUUUUCGCGUAUCCUAAGCUUGCCAUCAACAUUAUUUUUUCUUUUCGGAUCGUUUUUAUUUCCAGUAACUUACUUGAGAACGAAGUUGAGGUGUAUUGUCAAUUAAAUUUGAGUAUCUGUGUUUGCCUUAAUGGGAUCUAUUCUCAUCAGUUCAUUUUACGUUGAUCAGAUCGAAUUUUCAAAAAUUUUACAGCAGAGGAACUUUUGUUAAGUUUUACCUCUCUAAAGAAAUAUUUUUCGCCCAACAUUCAAUUACUAUAUCAUUAGGCUCUAGUUAUUUUCUUUUUUUAAAUACUCUUCCCACCUAAUGAUUGAUUCAAUUUGUUUCCAAAAGGGUAAGGCAAUGUCUUCCACAAAAAUUGUCCGUAGCAACGAAAAACUAUCUCUCCGAGCUUAAAAGCAUUUGUCUUGUAUAAUGUAUCAGUCGUUUGGAAAAUAGUUUUCUUAGGAUAUUUGUGUAUGGUUCUAUUUUCUUUUUUUCUGUACUCUGCAAUCACUCUGUAAUCUUCUCUCACUGCAUCAUAAAAUCUUAAUUAGAUCCAGAUGUGUUUUAGCAUUUGUAGAAUGAAUUUUACAAUCCAAUGAUUCAUUUAGAGUCUAUCUGUGAUUUUUUCUUUCUUUGAUUGUAUCAUUCUCAUUUGUAUUACUGUCAAGUAACUAUGUCUACAUUCAACUUUUCAAUCAGAAGGUCUCAUCAAAUGUUUCAUUUAAGAAAAUAGUACCGAAAAAUGUCUUCACUUAUUUUCCGUGGAAGUGCAUCACAACUUUUUGAAAUUUUGUAUAUGGACAUUCUUACUUUCGAUUGUGUACAAAACAAAUUUACUGAUUAAAUUUUAUUUGAUUUUCAAAACUUC